GGGAGGGAGAGAGUCAGUAACUGUGUGCAAAGAGAAGGUUGUUUCAGAAAAGGACACUGCAGCUGGAGAGUUUACAAAAGAAACAAGUGGUUAUCAAAGUGAGAUUUAGAGGCUACAUUUUUGAAUUUUGUUUCCAGUGAAGUUUACGAAAAGAGCCACCAUGAAGUUCAAAUUACCAAACCCGGGACUGGAUGAUAGAAUCCCUUCGCACGCCGACCUGGAGAGGAUGGAGAAGGAAGAGGCUGGGGAUAGACCCCAGUGGGACAACAAAGCCCAGUAUCUGCUCACCUGUGUGGGCUUCUGUGUGGGACUCGGGAACGUCUGGAGGUUCCCAUACCUCUGUCAAAGUCACGGUGGAGGAGCGUUUAUGAUUCCGUUCCUCAUCCUUCUGGUUUUGGAGGGAAUCCCGCUGCUGCACUUAGAGUUUGCCAUCGGUCAGCGGCUGAGGAAGGGCAGCGUGGGCGUAUGGAGAUCCAUCAACCCUUACCUGGCAGGAGUUGGUAUUGCCUCCAUGCUUGUAUCGUUUUUGGUCGGGGUGUACUACAACACCAUAAUGGCCUGGAUCAUGUGGUAUCUCUUCAACUCCUUUCAGGAUCCUCUGCCCUGGAGCCAAUGUCCACUCAAUGCUAACAAGACAGGAUAUGUGGAGGAGUGCUCACGAAGCACCACUACUGACUACUUCUGGUACAGAGAAACUCUGAACACUUCAACAGCUAUUGAUGAGUCUGGAGGUCUGCAGUGGUGGAUAGUUUUGGCUCUCAUAGCUGCGUGGACUUUGCUCUAUGUUUGCUGCAUCAGGGGCAUUGAGACUACUGGCAAGGCUGUGUACAUCACCUCCACUCUGCCAUAUCUCGUCCUCACCAUCUUUCUGAUCAGGGGACUGACCCUAAAAGGCUCUACCGAUGGAAUUAAGUACCUCUUCACGCCUAAUGUAGAUGAGUUAAUGAACCCUGCAACAUGGCUGGAUGCAGGAGCCCAGGUAUUCUACUCCUUUUCCCUGGCUUUUGGUGGUCUCAUCUCUUUCUCCAGUUACAACUCUGUGCACAACAACUGUGAAAUGGACGCUGUUCUCAUCUCCAUCAUCAACGGCUGCACCUCCGUGUACUCAGCAACGGUCAUCUACUCCAUCAUUGGCUUCAGGGCCACACAGAAAUUUGACGACUGCACGGGACAGAAUAUCUUGAAGCUCAUGAAUGCCUUUAACUACCCUGAGAACAACAUCACAGAAAAUAACUAUGACACAGUUCUGACUCAUCUAAAUAACACAAACCCUGAUAUCAUCCAAGGAUUGAACUUACAGACCUGCGAUAUGCAGAAAUUCCUCAGUCAGGGUGUGGAAGGAACAGGACUGGCCUUCAUCGUGUUCACAGAAGCUAUCAUAAAGAUGCCAGUUUCUCCUCUUUGGGCCGUUCUUUUCUUCGUCAUGCUCUUCUGUCUCGGCCUCUCAACAAUGUUUGGAAGCAUUGAGGGUGUUAUAGCUCCUCUGUUGGACCUUAAACUGCUACCCAGAACUUGGCCCAAAGAAGUCAUCAGUGGUCUCACAUGCCUGGUAUCUUUGGCUUUUGGACUUAUAUUUGCCCUUCAAUCUGGGAACUACUGGUUGGCUCUGUUUGACAACUUUGCAGGCUCCAUUCCCCUUCUGGUUAUUGGAUUUUUUGAAAUGAUUGCAGUUGUCUACAUCUAUGGCAUGGAUAGGUUUAACAAGGACAUGGAGUUCAUGAUUGGCCAUAAACCCAACAUCUUCUGGCAAGCAACGUGGAGAGUGAUUAGCCCCGUCAUCAUGAUUUUCAUUCUGAUUUUUUACUUUGUUACCCAAGUCACCAAGAAAUUCACCUAUUUGGUCUGGGAUGAGGAAGCGGAGAACUUUCCUACCCUUGCUGAGCGCCCAUACCCGUCAUGGAUCUCUGCCGUCAUCUUUAUCCUGGCUGGAAUUCCCAGUUUAGCUAUUCCCAUCUUUGCCCUUUAUAAGCUCAUACAGAGAAAAUGCUGCAAAAAGAAGGGUUACAACGAUGACAGCGUGGACACAAUAUCUGCCAAAAUUCAAAUGAGUGACAAAAUGAAGUUUUAGUUAAAUGUUCUUAUUUUGGAUGUUUAAUAUCAAUGAACUUUUAAAUUAUGUUUGACUUGGUGCUUUGUAAUGAUGCAUCAAUAUGCUGAUGACUGACUGUUAUUUUUGAAAGGCAGUUAAAGAUCCAUACAUAUUCCACAAGAACAGAAAUGUUUUUUUUCUCCCUUCCAGGGCAUCAGGUAAAAAGAACAAAGUUAUUUUAGGACGUGACACUUCGUACUUUAACAGAACUUUUGUACCAAACCAUCUUAAAAUUUCUUUGAAACCGCCCAUGAAAAUAGAACUACAAAAACUGGGCUGCAAGAUCACAGUGAUGACAUUUUGGGUUCGUAGCCCUGGGAGAAGGUUUAAAAAAGUAUUUUUUUGUUAGAAAGUAUCAUAUAUUGUGACAUUUAAUGACUGCAGUAGAUUUACAGCAAAAUAAAACAUUGUUUAUUUUCAAUUAUAAUGAGAGCUUGCAUUAGAAUAUGUGUACAUCAUUGGGACAUUGGAUCAUGGCCAGCAUGGGUUUGUAUAUAAAGUUUUACCUGUUAGAAUCUCUUUCUCUUCUUUUCAUUUUAGCACCAUUUGACGUAUCUCUGUAUAUUAGCAAAGAGUAAACCUUAAAUUAAGCCACUCAGGUUCCUAUGCCUUUUGGGAACACUUGUUUUUGUGAGUUGACUUGGAUUUUCCGAAGGAUUAUUAUUAUUUUUUUUUUUGUUUCACUAAAAUUUUACAGUCUUUGCUUGCCUCCCAUGUGAAAGUGGGUUUCAAUUUUUUGCCUUUUUUGCAUGUUGUAGCUCCAAGACAGAGCAACUGUUUCUCCAAAGUGACCCUGACCUCAUUCGCAUUGGCUGCUGGAAUUAUGAGCUUGUUGAAAUGAACGAAGAACAGAAUGAUCCAUGUGCAGAACAUGUGUCGAUGGAUAAUAUCAUUUUUUUGUUACUUUUCAGCUAAUAUUUCUUAGGGGGCUAAUAAUUGAGAAUCCUUAGAUCGGGGUAACCAAAUAAAAAU
Cyprinodon variegatus (sheepshead minnow) is the source of this 3061-nucleotide messenger RNA. Its product is annotated as sodium-dependent neutral amino acid transporter B(0)AT1-like. Gene Ontology annotation, cellular component: membrane. Gene Ontology annotation, biological process: sodium ion transmembrane transport. NCBI's taxonomy places the organism in Eukaryota, Metazoa, Chordata, Actinopteri, Cyprinodontiformes, Cyprinodontidae. The record is from RefSeq and is a predicted model, not a curated record. The transcript has 12 exons. Bases 161 to 2068 code for a protein of 635 amino acids.